Molecule: messenger RNA, 1650 nt
Organism: Perkinsus marinus ATCC 50983
Lineage: Eukaryota; Perkinsozoa; Perkinsida; Perkinsidae
Product: inorganic phosphate transporter, putative
Exons: 1
Coding region: 1-1386 (461 amino acids)
Biological process (GO): transmembrane transport; carboxylic acid transport
Cellular component (GO): plasma membrane
Molecular function (GO): carboxylic acid transmembrane transporter activity
Source: RefSeq, a predicted model, not a curated record
AUGCCCUCGAGUUCAAGAUCGACAGCUUCUUCAACGGGAACGUUCGAAGUCUUCAAAGAGAAUGGUCCAUUGUUGUUCAAACUCGGCAUUGGCUUCUUCGCUGAUGCAUACGAUUUGUUCGUUAUUGACUUGGUGUUAGCUAUGUUGAGUGAACUCAACCGUGACGAUCCUGAGGGUAUCGGUCUUAACGUAGACACCAAAGGGGCCAUCGCAGCAGCUACGUCAGUGGGCGCAGUGGUCGGUAUGAUUCUGUUUGGCAUCAUUGGUGACCGAGUUGGUCGGCGUGUGUCUAUUCUGGUUACUGGUACAGUAGUCGCUGUCGGGUCAAUUGCCUGUGCUUGUGCACAGAGGUCGGCCAGUUUCCCUCUCGCGCUUCAACUCUGCAUAUUCCGGUUUAUUCUUGGUGUCGGCAUUGGUGGUGAAUAUCCUCUUUCUGCGGCUAUGGCAUCUGAAAGGUCCUCGACUGCUAUAAGAGGACGAGUAACUGCUGGGAUAUUCUCCAUGCAGGGGUUGGGGUUAGUCGUAGCGUCUAUUGUCCCGCUCGUUUUAGUAGUUGCCAGAGUACCCCUUGAAGUGGCUUGGAGAGUAUCAUUGGCCUUUGCGGUGUUACCUAUUCCUAUGGCUUUGUAUAUGAGGUUUAAGAUGUCCGAGUCUGCAGCUUUCGAAAACUCAAAACGAGCACAUAGUGGAGCGGCGAAUUGUGACCGACUGAAGAGUAUUCUAGCGAUUUUGUCGAGCUUCUUGAUACCACUAUUGGGUACGGCUCUGUCGUGGCUUUUCAUGGAUAUAACUUUCUAUGGUACUGGAGAGUUCAAGCACGCCGUAGCGUCUGAUAUCUUCCCAUCUGGUGAAGGUACACAGAAGAUCAUUGAUGCAUCCAUAUUUGCUAUGAUCAUAUCGUUUAUCGCCUUACCUGGAUACAUAUGUGCCUGUCUAUUCAUAGAUAGAUUGGGUCGGUGGACUCUUCAAGUUCUGGGUUUCUGUAUGAUGGCAGUCUUUUAUUUGGUCAUGGCCAUCUGUAUACAGUUUAAUGCCAAUGCAUAUCUCAACUUGGUGGUUUUUGGUGUUACUUUCUUUUGGACCAACUUCGGCCCAAAUACGACAACAUUCAUCAUUCCCUCGGAGAUUUUCCCUACACAAGUAAAGACGACAUGCCAUGGUUUCUCCGCGGCUAUGGGUAAAGUUGGUGCUAUCAUUGGCGCUUAUUCGUUCCCAGUGCUCCAGAGUCGGAUUGGUUUGGAUGGCGUGAUGUACGUAUGCACAGUAGUGGCAUUGCUGGGCCUAGCCUCUACUCUGAUUUUCCUUCGUCGUAGAGUCGUAGAUGAUGCCCCUGAUGUCUCAAAGGAGCUCAGCAUGGUGAAUCACGAGAUGAAUGGUAUGGCGUGAAUACUACCACUAUUUGGGACAGUAGAUUCGUCAGAGUCGGCAGUCUUGCACAUACAAGGCACGACAUUCGCACGACGAAGUUGUUGCCUUGAUGUUUACGUCUUGCAAGUUUGGGUCGCCAUUUUCUUGUUUGUGUACUGCUUUGUAUCUGGUCUCGCACGAGACAAGUGCUUAUGGUGUUUUUUCGCAGCUUUUAUUUCUUUCGUUUGAUUCACUCGUUGAGGCAGACGAUAUAUUAUGUAAUCGCCCCUCACUCUCGGGCUU